Strongylus vulgaris is the source of this 420-nucleotide messenger RNA. Lineage: Eukaryota; Metazoa; Nematoda; Chromadorea; Rhabditida; Strongylidae. The record is from the annotation of a GenBank genome assembly.
AUGGAAUAUUUCUAUUUCACUGUGACGCGCAAAUCCACAAAAGAGGUCCUGUUUGACACUUCUAUAGGAGGCUUAAUCUUUUCUGAUCAGUUUAUACAAAUUGCCACAAGGCUACCCUCAGAUGCAAUGUACGGAUGGGGAGAGAAUAGUCACCCUACGCUGAAGCAUAACUUUAAUCGUUACACAAGUUGGGCUAUGUUCGCAAGAGAUGAAUGGCCUUAUUCGGAGGAGACCACCACUAAAAAUCUUUACGGUAUGCAUCCAUUUUACAUGUUGUUAGAGCCAGAUGGAAAAGCUCACGGCGUAUUUAUAUUGAAUAGUAAUGCACAGGUAAUUUUGCUUCUGCUUCCUAAGCAAAGCAAAAACCAUGCAUUGUUUUUUUUAGUUGAUAAUUCGGAUGUUCGCUUUUCUCUGAAUUAG